AUGACGAAAAGCACCCAUUUGAAGCUCCCAUCCGAGGAGGUUGAGGCCCGGGGACGUAUCCCCGUUAAUCCCUUUGGCCGACUGCCGUUGGAAAUCGUGGAGCGCAUCUGUCUAUACUUGCCUGGGGAGUCUCUGAAAGCGCUAAUACAGGCCUCGUUGAGCAUCCGGCUUCUUACACAAGAUAACUUCUUCUGGAAGAGGUUCAUGCAGUGGGAUAUGCCGUGGUUCUGGGAGCUGCAUGCCUCCCAGGCCCUGAAGAAGGGUCCGGAGGAUUUGAACUAUAAGCGACUGUACUUGUUACUUGACAGCAUGACGGCGCCACGGUAUGGUAUGGAUGAUCUUAGUGUGAUUGGAGUAGCCAACCGUCGACGUAUCUGGGGGGUGUGCGAGCAAUUGGCACCGCAUUAUUUCAAAAGCUUGCAUCAAACUCCGGUGGAAUUGGUGCAAUGUGCUUGA
Molecule: messenger RNA, 456 nt
Organism: Aspergillus tanneri
Lineage: Eukaryota; Fungi; Ascomycota; Eurotiomycetes; Eurotiales; Aspergillaceae
Product: F-box protein
Exons: 1
Coding region: 1-456 (151 amino acids)
Molecular function (GO): protein binding
Source: RefSeq, a predicted model, not a curated record